Molecule: messenger RNA, 363 nt
Organism: Colletotrichum spaethianum
Lineage: Eukaryota; Fungi; Ascomycota; Sordariomycetes; Glomerellales; Glomerellaceae
Product: retinol dehydrogenase 12
Exons: 2
Coding region: 1-363 (120 amino acids)
Source: RefSeq, a predicted model, not a curated record
AUGCCCAUUGUCCGGGACGAAGCUUUGGCCCGCAAACUCAUCGGAAAGACCAUCCUCGUUACCGGCGCCAACCAGGAUAUCGGUCUAGAGACGGCUCGCACCCUCUACGCAACCGGUACAACUAUCUUUCUAGGCGUCAGAAGCCUCGAAAAGGGCAAGCAAGCGCUUGAGGACAUUGCUGGUUCUGAGAAUUCGGACGGAAAAGACGCGCUGCAUGUGAUACAAAUGUCUCUUGAUAACCUUGACUCCGUGCGCAAGGGUGUUCAAGACUUUCUCGCCAAGAGCGGCGGUCGCCUGAAUAUCCUCAUCCUCAACGCGGGCGUCAUGAACCAUGCGAAGACCAAAACCGAGGACGGUUUCUAG